Messenger RNA from Owenia fusiformis, 659 nucleotides. The record is from the annotation of a GenBank genome assembly. Lineage: Eukaryota; Metazoa; Annelida; Polychaeta; Sabellida; Oweniidae.
UUUAAACAUUUCAAAAGCAAUGAUUUAAAUCCCAGAACUCUACUCGUAACAUUGCUAAAUAUAUUUCUUAAAUGAUAAUCAUUGAAUAUAAUUAACCAAUGCGUAUGUGGCUUGAGUUCAAAAUAUAGAUAAAUAUAUUCUGAGACCAACAACUAUGUAUCGUGAGAAAUAUAUAUGUGUCUGUUCAUUUGAAAACGGAACGUCUGCUCGAGCGUAUUCAUCCUUCCUCUUCCGUGCCACAGGAUGUUGUUUCCGCAAUAUCAUCCAUAUAAAGCGAAUACCUUGACAGAUCUUAACAUUCUUAGCUUGAUAAAGUCACAAUACAUUACAAAAUGUCUCAUUUAACAAUUGGUAUAUUUGUAUUAGGUGCUAUUUUUGGUAUAAGCGAACUGGGAUUAUUUUCGAUAGCGGCACCACAAUUCGGAAACAUUGUAGGUCAUGGCGGAGGUGGCGGACUUGGAGACUAUGGUAAAGGUCUAGAUCUCUCGUUUUUGUAUCCACCGGAGUUUUAUUUUUUCCACGAAGUUACUCCCGGACCAAAGCCACCCGAGGAAGAGGGGGCACGAGGUGCAAGGAGACGAGGAGGUAGGAGACGAGGCAGACGACGAGGACGCAGUAUAAACGGAGUAGCUUUACCCGACCGGAACACUAUGUCAUGA